CUCUGACCUUCGUAGUCGGUGCCACAGAACGCAUUCAGUUUGUGCAGAUCUUGGCGUAGUGAGAAAGAAUGAGAGUUUUUUUGGUAUUAUUAAUAUUAGGGCAAAUUGGUGUUGUUGUGAUAUCUAAGACGAUCUCUAACACGCGUCACAGCAACGAAAAAUUUUCUCGGAUUUGCAGUGCCAAAGCCACAGCCAUAGACGAAGGAAUAGCGCAAAUGAUAUUAGCAAGACUUUUGAAAGACGAAGAUAUUCCGUUACCAACGAAUUUUGAAAACAGUGCGUUUUGUUUUCUGAAGAGUUCCGGAUUUAUAGCAGAUGACGGCGAUAUAAACAUAAAACCAUUUCUAAAUGAGUUAAACGACGAAGACAUGGCGGUAGAGGUUCCGAAACAAUGCGCCGUUCAAAACGGAAGUCCAACCGAGAAGUCUGGACGAUUUUUAUCCUGUCUAAUUAGAUAUUACUCGAAAAAUCUGGUGAAAUAUUUAUUUAUGCAACGUUAAAUUAGUGUGGACUUUUUUUUAUUCGAGGUUACGAUUGCAGCGCAAUCCAAUUACACGAUUAUGGUCUGUAACAUUGUUUUAACAUUAACAAUAAUUCAGGAUUUUUGGUAUAUCUGAUGAAAUAAAAUUUUCAAAA
Messenger RNA from Cylas formicarius (sweet potato weevil), 636 nucleotides. RefSeq lists its product as uncharacterized. The transcript has 2 exons. Lineage: Eukaryota; Metazoa; Arthropoda; Insecta; Coleoptera; Brentidae. The coding region runs from base 69 to 500 and encodes 143 amino acids. The record is from RefSeq and is a predicted model, not a curated record. Gene Ontology annotation, molecular function: odorant binding.